This is a messenger RNA of Octopus bimaculoides (California two-spot octopus), 612 nucleotides long. RefSeq names its product ELMO domain-containing protein 2. Lineage: Eukaryota; Metazoa; Mollusca; Cephalopoda; Octopoda; Octopodidae. Gene Ontology annotation, molecular function: GTPase activator activity. The record is from RefSeq and is a predicted model, not a curated record.
AUGGAAAAAAUGUACAUAGAAAAUUCCUUGCGGCGAUCUCGUAACAAAAAUCUCCGUUGUUUGGUUUCUCUUGAUGCAGACAUUGGCUCCAGUGUUAUUACGGUGUUGCAUGCGAAACACCUACCAAACGAGCUCUGUGCUGAGUUGACUCUGAGGAUGUCCCAGAUUAUUGGCUACAAUCAUCUCAUCAAUACGAUUGAAAUUAUCCGACGUCAGCAACACACAGACAAACUGUCAGACUACGAAAGCUAUUUGUAUCAGAUCUGGAACAUCCUACAGCCAGAUGUCCAUCUUACCGGUCUCAAGAGUAAACAAUGGGUCGACAUUGGUUUCCAAGGCAACCAACCCUAUACAGACCUCAGAGGUAUGGGCAUGCUGGGCCUCACACAACUCUGGUAUUUUGUUGUAAAUUAUCCAAAUGAAGCACGGCAGGUGUAUUCUCAUUCGCUUCAUCCAGGAUGUGGUUAUCCAUUUGCAAUUGUGGGCAUCAGUCUAACAAGUAUGUUGACUCAACUCCUGAAAAGUGGCCAGCUACGACUACACUUCUACAAUGUCUGCAGAGCAGCACCAUGCAUUACACAUUUCCAUGAGGCUUACUGUUUCAUGUUCUAC